This is a messenger RNA of Phycodurus eques (leafy seadragon), 4567 nucleotides long. RefSeq names its product ubinuclein 2b (gene ubn2b). The coding region runs from base 292 to 4125 and encodes 1277 amino acids. NCBI's taxonomy places the organism in Eukaryota, Metazoa, Chordata, Actinopteri, Syngnathiformes, Syngnathidae. The record is from RefSeq and is a predicted model, not a curated record. Gene Ontology annotation, cellular component: nucleus. The transcript has 17 exons.
AAGAUGGCUACUACAGAAGUCUCUUUCUGUAGCUGAGCACCAAUUACAUGGGAUCACUUAAAACGGCAAUUUAUAAUUCUUAAAGUCCCUCGUAGGCGACGGCGGCUACGCCAGGAAUAAUACUACAUGGAUUCAUUAAAGACUGAGAGGAAAUACGAGUAAUUGUAUUGCCUGUAGCAGUUAGUCAACGGAAGCUAGCUAGCAGAGUAACUAGCUAGCCGUUUCGCUGGCGACCGUCUGCGGCGUUAGUUGACCACCCGCGGGGGAGCCUGGCCCUAUUCCGUGCGUCAAAUGGCAGAACCGAGGAAAGUUGCUUUCGUCACCCUCACGUCGUUCAACACAUCCACUCCGGCCACCCCAGAGGUGAGCAAGAAACGCCGCCGCGAAGAUGAGGCCAUGACUUUGGGCAGAGACGGUGAUGGAAGUGCGGUCGGGUCAGAAGGUGGCCGGGGUCUGUUUGGCACCGCGCAAGGGGAUGCCGCCGAGCCCGAGGAGGCGAAACCCACCGUCCGUCUCAACCUCUCUCUUUCCGAGCCAAGUGAACGUGGUUCUGCCGAGUUCAACUACAGCGAGCUGGUGGUCCCGACGGCUUCACGUCAUUCUCAGGUACAAGUUGCAGCACCUUCAAAUGUCCCAAAAGGACUCGAACCCUCCCUGGACCCUAACGACCCACUUGCUAAUGACGAGAGGGAGAGACGGGAGGUUGAAGAAUUGGCUAAGAAGUUUGAAAACAAAUAUGGUGGCGCCUCCAAGAAGAAGAAAAAAGACAGGAUGCAGGAUCUCAUUGAUAUUGGUUAUGGGUACGACGAGACCGACCCCUUCAUUGACAAUUCUGAAGCCUAUGAUGAGCUGGUUCCGGCCUCGCUGACCACCAAACACGGAGGCUUUUACAUUAACACAGGCACUCUCCAAUUUCGAGCCGCAUCUGACUCCGAAGGAGAUGACAUGGACAAUAAUCACAUAAAGAUGAAGGAUGGCGAAGAGCGGGUGAUUAAAAAGCGGAGGAAGAAGCAAGAUGGUCCAGUUUUGGAAGAGAAGAAACCCAGGAAAAAUAAAGUCCCAAAGCCCGGAGUGUCAUCCUUGAAUCGACCAGAAAAGAAGAAGAGGAAGAAGCUCAUGAAAGAUUCCCUCCACCUGGCCAACAUGUUGCGACGCUUCACCAGGGAGAAGGAAGAGAUGCGAAAGAGGAACAUGGCUGGUGCGGGUCUGCCACGCCCCCAACCCAAAGUGCCCGCUGCUAACAGCACGGUCGUCAACAACCAGCCCAAGGCUCCCGGUGGAAACGACUGCAACAUGGCGGACUUGACAUCCGACCCGGCUGUGAUGUCACUACUCGGGUCAGCCAACAAUGACGUGUUGCAGGACAUGAUGGGCGAUCUGGACUUUGGGAUGCUGGACUCUUCGCAGCCCUCCAGUCCUACUCAGGGGGAGAACGGCUCCUUCGGCACGGGCCAUAAGGCAGGUGUAGGCCGUAUGUCGCAGGGUAAUGUGAUGAGCCCUCCGUCGCUGCCCACUGGUCUCCCAGGCCCACUCAUAAAGCGCAUUGAAGACCUCAGAGCGGCAUCCCGUCAGUUCGAUGAAGAGGGCCGCAAGAAGUUUUUCACAAUGGACAUGAAUAACAUCCUACUAGAUAUUGAUUUGCAGGUUCAGGAGCAGUCAGCAGAUGUUCGUUCAGCCGUGUACUCCCACUUGGAGGCCUUUGUUCCUUGUAAUAAAGAAGGUCUGCUCAAACGCCUUAAGAAACUGAGCCUCAACAUCCAGGACAACCGACUCCGUACACCACUACUCAAGCUGAAGCUGGCAGUGUGCAGCGUGAUGCCAGAGCAAAUCGCUCGCUACAACAUGGACUGUAUCGCUAAGGUGGCAAAACAGCAGUCCGAGGAGGGAGAGAAAAAUGGUUCCGAGGAUGAUGAUGAGGAGAAACCAGGCAAGAGGGUGAUGGGGCCUCGAAAGAAGUUUGUCUGGGAUGACAAACUCAGGUCAUUGCUAUGCAACUUGGUGCGGGUGAAGCUGAGCUGCUAUGAGCUGGAGGGUAAGAACAUUUCUCCCGAAGAGUACCUCAAAGCCUUCAUAGAGACAGAGGUUAAACCUCUCUGGCCAAAAGGUUGGAUGCAGGGCAGAAUGCUGUUUAAAGAGAGCAUCAUGGCUCACGGUCACCUCACUGGCUACACAGCAAAGAAAAAGAUUAUCACCACGCCGAAAGUCAAGCCAAAGGAGGCGGCGUGGGUUCAACGGACCACACCCUCAGCAGGUGUAACUCCGUCCCCCGUUGGCCAGGUUGCUAAGCGACCGUCUCAGCCGCCGUCUGAGCCCAUAUGCCUCGAUUCCCUCGACGACGAUCUGGCAGUUCCCUCGCUGGACUCCAUCUCCCAGGCGCUUAUGAUCCUUGGCAACGCCGCCAAGGGCCUGGCACAAGACGACAGCCCUCCCUCCCCGGAUAUACCCAAGAGCGUCGCCAACCCCCCCUCCGCCCCUCAUGUCUCUGCGCUCAUCCAGCAGCAGCAGAAAAAGAACUCCGUCAGCACGUCCGGCUCCAGCAACACUCGCUACACGUUUACCUCUUCGUCUCCCUCCCCCCCUCUGUCUCGGCCGUCCUCGGGCGCCUUCUCGCCUGUGUCGUCUGUCAGGGUGGAUGCGAUGGGGGUUGUGAAGGGCCCGGGACAGAUACACAGACACUCGGUGUUGAACACUCAGAGACCCGUGGGGGUCGCUGUGCCUAAAGUCAACUCUCCUGCAUCUGCUUCACCAGCUAAACCCCGCCCUCCACCUACCGCGUCACCCCUUGCGCCUCCAGGAUCAAAGGUGGGAAUCUCCGCUCCCCCUUCGGGCCUCAUCAAAUGCAGCAUUAAUAAAGGAGUCAACAGUAGUGACCCUGUCAUCCUCACAUCGUCAUCUCGACCGACAGCCCAUCCGUCAACCGCGCACAUGAGCCCCAAAACCUUCCUGGCGCCACGCCUGCCGCUCACUCCUCAGAGCAAAGCCUCUCCUGCCCCCCCAUCCCACCUCGGAGUUCAAACUACACAACAGUCUGGCUUCAUCACCCCGAUGCACGCCACUCUCACUCAAUCGAGUCACUGCGGCAUCACGCCAAUUGUCAAACUCACACCUCGCACCCUCAACUCCGUCGUCACCACCUCUCCUCUCACCCUCAGCUCAACCGUCACCACCUCGUCUCGCACCCUCAACUCGGCCGUGACCGCGUCCUCUCGCACCCUCAACUCGGCCGCGACCGCCUCGUCUCGCACCCUCAACUCGGCCGCGACCGCCUCGUCUCGCACCCUCAACUCGGCCGUGACCGCCUCGUCUCGGACCCUCAACUCUGCCGUGACCGCCUCGUGUCGCACCCUCAAUUCGGCCGUCACCACCCCGUCUCGCAGCCUCAACUCAGUCAUCCCCACCCCGUCUCGUACCCUCAACUCAGUCGUCACCACCUCGAGUUCGCCCACCCCCUCCCAAAUCCCUAGGUCUCAGGUGACACCCCCAAUGCAGCAAUUCUCCCCCAAAAGCCCCGCAGGGUUCCGCCCGCCAUUCUCAGGUGUCUCAGUGGGAUCGACCAAGGUGGGUCCAAGUGGUUACGCUCCCCCAGGCAACCAGAGGAGUCCAGUCGUCAUUAGCAGCAGCACAGCCAACAGUAGCCUUAUUAACACUUCAUCCAUAACCAAGCAUUCAGGAACUGGCACCACGCCGACGGCGCCCACCGCCAACCCGGGCCAGCGGCAGAGGCCAGGGGGGUUGACGUCUCAGGGGGUCAAACAGGUGACAUCGGUCCCGUUGUCAUCAGCUUCCUCUCAUUUGCCACAGGCGUCGUCAGGAGGGGGCAGCGGUCUGCUGGGCUCCACCCAGUCUCUUCCUCUGGGCUUUGGGAUGCUGGGCGGUCUGGUUCCCGUGUCACUUCCCUUCCAGUUCCCCCCGCUGCUCAACCUGCCCCCACUGGGCACCGCCGGCUCCAACACGCCGCCUAGUAGCUCUGCCGCCAGUAGCAAUGCAUCCUUCUCUACCUUGACGCAGAAUCUCUAUAAGAGUCUCCAGUCAGGUUCUCAGGUUGCUCUGCCUCCUCACUUGCAGCUUGCUUUCUCAGAUGUUGGCCAAAGCCAGGGAGGCGAUGCCAAGAGGAAGACGCUAUGAUAGCAGCUGGACUUGCUUUUGGUGCCAGAUGGAGCAGACCACUUUUUAAAAUAUUCAACAUUUCAGGAGUUUUAAAAGGAAAAAAAAAAAACAUUUUGAUACCUUUUCCAUUCUUCACAGCUAAAGAAAAUGACAAAUACAACUUGUCGAUGUUUACAAGACAGACCUACAUCACUGUGGACAGGGAGAAGAAAUGCGUGUUUGUAUGUUGAUAUAGGAUCGACAGUGUGCCUUCUGUAUGUUUCCCUCUCUGAUGCAUGGUCAGUGUCUACAAGGUGCUCUUUUUAAAACAUAAUGAAAUGAUCGCUGACAUUUGUGAGAAACAUAAAAUGUGCAUAGCUGAAUUGGACCCCCACCCCAAGCUGAACACUUCUCUAUUUUACUUGAAUUCUUUCAUGAGUUCCAUUCUGUACAGUACUUAAACCUUUUAAUUAAAAUUGUU